Molecule: messenger RNA, 1146 nt
Organism: Arctia plantaginis
Lineage: Eukaryota; Metazoa; Arthropoda; Insecta; Lepidoptera; Erebidae
Source: the annotation of a GenBank genome assembly
AUGAAUUUUAACGCAUCUAGAAAUGUGGGUCAGGGUGGAGGCAUUCGUAAAGCGAAGCGAGUCAGUGAUGUAGCAGCGAUGGGUGUUCCGUCGCCUGCUCCUUCUUAUAGUCCUGCACCUGGUUACAGCCCUGGCUAUCCGCCUGCAGGCCCACCUCCUGCAUAUCAGGAAGGAAUACAGUUAGAUAAUACUCAAGAUUUUGGUGCACCUGUACCUAAUGCAAAUUAUGGUUACAUGGGAGGUUAUACCCAGCCUCCAAUACCAAACCCAGCACAACUCGGCUCAAUGUUACAGCAGCCUAUUGUACAGGACAUGGCUCUGCAAUACGGCAACCAGCUGGCAGCCCAAGGUCGGGACGUGGUGCAGCGCGAGAUCAACAAGUACGUGCCGGUGUCGCGACUGCGGUACUACUUCGCGGUUGACACCAGAUACGUCAUGAGGAAACUGCUCCUCAUAAUUUUCCCCUAUACACAUAAGGAUUGGAUGGUGAAAUAUGACCAGGACACACCGGUGCAGCCGCGGUACGACCUCAACGCUCCAGAUCUGUACAUCCCCUCAAUGGGCUACGUCACAUACGUCCUGUUGGCUGGCUUUAUGUUAGGUCUUCAACACCGUUUCUCUCCUGAACAAAUCGGAAUGCAAGCUUCCUCAGCGCUUGCAUACAUUUUAUUUGAAAUGAUAAUGUACCUGGUGACUCUGUAUGUGACCAAUACGAAUACUAAUCUGAAGACCCUGGACCUGGUGGCUUACUCCGGGUACAAAUACAUCAUCAUGAUUGCUAGUCUGCUGGCCGGACUCAUGUUGAGCAAGACGGGGUAUUAUUGCAGUUUGCUGUACAGUAGUUUUGCACUCAGUUACUUCUUGGUAAAAUCUCUUCGGCUGCAGCUCCUGUCGGGGUCUCAGGCGCCCUCGCAGCCCCCGUACGGCGCGUACGGCCAGGGCUACGCGCCCAGCCCGGGCUACGCGGCCAGCCCCUACGCGCAGUCGUGGGGCAAGGCCGGCGGCACCAAGCGGCGCGUGUACUUCCUGCUGUUCGUGGCCGUCACGCAGCCGCUGCUGUCGUGGUGGCUCACCUACCACCUCGUGCCCUCCGCGGCCCUCCCCUCUCUCCCCUCUCUCCCCGCGGGGGCAGAGCCCGCGCGAUAG